AUCCAGUUGUAUACCUAAAUGCGUACGGCACUGUUUUAAUAGUACACACGUGCAGCCACGGUCCAAUGAAUUGAUCUCGCGAGGUGAAUCCUCCCCGGGAUGAAAAAAGACGCCGCGCCAUCUUUGAGGGCUCGCCCGUCUCUAGGGGGCCGACGCGCGCGAUUUCGACAGUGGACCGUCAGGCACCGGGUUGAUUUUUCGGGCGAACUUUGCGAAAUCGUCGAUCGACGGGGAUCCAGCGACGGUCGGAUGAAUGGUGAUGAUUGAAGAACUUGAAUGAUAAAUCCGAGAUUCGUUGGAUUCAUAGCAAAGGGACAGAUUACUGUUUUUGGCUAGCGUUCGUUUAAUAUCGGAACAAUUGUAGUUUUAUCGUACACGGUUCGAUGCUCGGCUGUAGAAUUGUUUCGAUAUGAGAGUAAUCGCGAGUAAUCGCCGAGAAUUUUACCGUACCGGGAAUAGUGAACACGUCUGUUUCCGACGGAGUUCCGUCGGCCAGGUGUGAAGUGCGCGAAGAGAAGUGAAAGAUAGGCGAGGAACGCGCUGGGAACUUCUAGUGACAGAUCAGUGGAUAAUAAUCUUUCUUUCGUACGAACUUCAGUGGAGGCCAACGGAACAUUUUGCUCGGCGAUCGUUGUAUUUUAUCGAAUUCCUUUAUCGAUAACGAACAUUUAUCUUCUAUCGUUGAUGUCGUUGGAGCUGGCCGUAAAAGUUCGAUGAUAUCGAUGUCGAUCGACGGCUGAAGAUACGCGUGAAUGACUAUCACGCGGAAUGAUGUAGCCGGCGGAGUUAAUUAACGCGGGAAUGACAAUAAUGAUGGAUGGGGGAUCGGCGACAGCGCGCGGAGGCGGCACUCGCUCGCCUCCAGACUUUGUUUCGCCUCCGAACGCGGCGACAAAGAAAGUCGGAGGGAGAAAGAGGGAGGAAAAGAGAGAGAGAGAAAGAUAGAGAGAAAGAGGGAGAGAGAGAGAGACGCCUCUCCCUUUACGUGAAAUCCGUAACCAUUCUCGUGCAUGUAAUUCCCACAUGACUAAAAAGGGGUCUGGUGGUGGGGGGGAUAUGUAACACCGGGAUCCCGACUGAAGCCCGAAGUUUUAGUUUUGCUCGGCGACGACCUUAAGUUCCAACGCUCCUGUCCUCUGACCCGUCGCACGCCGGCCCACAGAAAUGACACGGUGCCGUCAUUUCCCGAAAAAGUUCACACCUCCGAGUUAACGGCCGUUACGCCGACGGUGUGUAUGUGCUAGUGUCCUGCGGCCACGUGACGAUCCGGAUACCCUGGGACUCAUCAUGAAACGCAACGGCCUAUCAUCAGACAUGCACCUCGGCGCAUCCAGUCCACAGGAAGGCGUGACGAAGGAGAAAAGCAAGAACGCGGCGCGCUGGCGGCGCGAGAGGGAGAAUUACGAAUUUUUGCAGCUCGCGAUGAUGUUACCGCUACCGCAGCCCAUCACGACACAGCUGGACAAGGCCAGCAUCAUUCGGCUGACGACCAGCUACCUGAAAAUGCGGGAGGCGUUCCCAUACGGUCUCGGAGACGAAUGGGGCGCCGCCCCGCCGCCCGCCAACCCCAUAGAAUCCAACAUGAAGGAACUGGGCACCAAUAUAUUGCAAACCCUGGACGGUUUCAUAUUCGUCGUGGCGCCCAACGGCAAAAUAAUGUACAUAAGCGAAACGGCCAGCACGCACUUGGGACUGGCGCAGGUGGAGUUAACGGGCAACAGCAUUUUCGAGUACAUAUACCCCGAUGACCACAAGGAGAUGUCGUCGGUUCUGUCUCUACCCCAAGGGCCCACGGGCUUCGCCUUCCCGCCGUCGAACUCGCGAGGCGAAAUCGAACUGGAGUGUGCCUUUACCCUGAGGAUGAAGUGCAUCCUGGCGAAGAGGAACGCGGGAUUGGUCACGGAAGGAUACAAGGUGAUACACUGUUCAGGCUACCUAAGGUGCAUCAUAGAAGGACCGGAACCGGAGAAACAGAUCCGGAACAUCGUCCUGGUAGCAGUGGGCCAAUCCCUGCCGACGCAUUCGAUAACGGAAGUGAAACUCUACCAGAACAUGUUCAUGUUCCGCGCGUCGUUGGACUUGAAGCUGAUAUUCGUCGACGCGAGGGUGGCGCAACUGACCGGAUACAACCCGUCGGAUCUGAUCGAGAAGACGUUGUAUCAUUACGUGCACGCGUGCGACGCUUGGCUACUGAAGUACAAUCAUGAAGUAUUGUUGUGCAAGGGCCAAGUGACAACGAAGUACUACAGGUUUCUGACGAAGUACGGAGGAUGGGUCUGGAUGCAGUCUUGCUUCACGGUGGUUCACAAUUCCAGAAGCUCCAGGCCGCACUGCGUCGUCUCGGUGAACUACGUGUUGACGGAGCGAGAGUGCAAGGACCUUUCGCUAAGCUGCGAGCAGACGUGCUCCUGCUCUAGCCCUGAGAAUCCGCCUAGCGCGGCUCUGGAGGCGCCGACGCCUGGCAGCGGGGCGAACGAUUUGGACAAGCAUGAUCUCAGUCCGCCCGCGUUUAGGAGCAGGACCAAGGAACCGGACGAUAAUCAUUACACAGACUUGACCGCUUAUUCGAACCAGGAAUACAUCGGGUCGACUAACCAUUACAUGUCAUCGCCUUACGGGACCCAUAGCGUGAACGGCAACGCUCACGAAGACGGGUCGUACUACAACUCCGAUCUCUUUUACCCAUAUGGAGACAUGCAUCAAGAUCCCCUCGCGUCGGUCCAGCAGCAACAGGAAGCGCAGCACCCGCACCUCCUGCACCACGCGAACUCCUUAACGAACCUGCAACAGCAUAGUCCCCAGAACGCUCAACAGGACCGCCAGCAUCCCCCUCACCUGCUGCACCACGCGACACCGUUGCCGAGCCUGCAGCAGCAGCAGCAACAGCAACAGCAGCAGCAGCCGUUGCAGCAGCACAGUCCUCAAGGUAAUCAGCAGAGGAGGCCGUACUCGACACCGUCGAGUUUCUGUCGCCGGCAACACACACCCCCGAUAGGGAUAGUGGAAGGUGUGAUCAUGUAUCCGAACUGCGGAUUCAACAGCGAGGACAGUUACAGCGCUAACGCUGGCAGCCUGCAGCACCACGAGGCCUCCUACCUGCCGCAUUCCGAUUACCAUAACGCGAACAAUAAUCCCGUCAAGUAUCCCCAUCAUCAUCUAGAAUCCACCCCCGCCGGAUACACCAGCGUGAUAGUCGACUCGCAGCAGAUCCGCGACGGGGCGGGGCACAACAACAACCGUCGGAGCAACAUGGAGAAUCGCUUGAGCACCGAGGACUGCGCGGACCUGGCCGUCGAGUCGCAGCAGUACAGCACCGUGAUCGACGCGCAAGAUGGCGGGCAGGUGCACCAGGCGAGUGCCGAUUUGAGGACGUACACGCCAAUAGCGCCCGUUGCUUACGUGACUCCGAACAACCAUUUUUGCCGGGGCAUGAGGGUGAUGAGCAGCGAGUGAAUCGAUCGCGUGGCGAACACGACUUUCGAGGAGUGUGUGCGCGGACUGUCACGAUUCGGACUGCGAUCGGUUUCCCUCGGGUGACCGUUGGAACUCGUGUCCUCUACGGUGUAUCGACGGGAUGAUCCACUAUCUUGUUUCGCUCUUAACGCCGAUGUAACCGGACAUUUUUAGGGGUGUCGCGGUUUUAAGGGACGCAGUGGAUCACGUGUCGGUACGCUCGGCACUUAAAGGAACGAUGACUGUACGAGCUUUUAUUUCCGAUCGGGGAGAACCGAGUUUCUUGGUUCUCCGAGCUGUCGGUCGUUAGAUCUGUUGCGUAUACUUUAUUCACAUAUCAAGGCGUGCUCUUCGUUCGAGGCGUGCUAGGACCUUCGAGGAAACGAGCCUCGCAGUAACAUCGCGAUGAUGUUGGCUCUUUAACACGUUGAUUGUCGAUGAAUUCGAGAACACUAACGUUUGUCUGCUUUACGAUUCGGGUGAUAUUUAAGAUACAUUGGUGAACAUUGUCAAUAUGGAUAUACUAAAUAUAACGACAGUUGUUAUACAAAAAUCGCUGGAUAGUCAACGUGUUAGAUAUCAAGUUAAUGUCGCAAAAUGUUUCUGCGAACAAGAUUCCUGCCGAAUAGGAUCGCGAUUUCAAAUCUCGUUCACGACGUACGAUUAAGCGGUGUUGAUCAGGUCGAGUUUAUUGUUCGUAUUCUCGUUUGACUAUUUUCAUUACCGACGAUAUUCGCUGGACGCGUUAGUUGACAUUUGUGCUCGUUUGAUCGCGUAUUUGACCGAAAAUUCUUCAUUGACGAUAAUUUAACCCUUCACCGGCAAUACGAUCUUCCAACGCGACUAAUGCGAACCUUUUACGAUCGAGCUCAAUUUUUCAUCUUUUCAACGAAUUCCGAAACACUUAUUAAAGUCCUUAAUUUAAUAUACAAUUGCUUAAUCCUCUUAGUACCCUACGAUUUUCCAUGGUCCCAGAAAUACGCAGAAAAUAAAGAUAUAUCUUCACUUUCUUUUUAAUUCAUUAUAAAAAUCUCUGUAACAAGCAAACCGAAAUAUCUGCUCACGAGUACUAAGAGGGUUAAGUCGCAUCUCUAUAAAACUUCGCGACAGAAACUCUAAAUCGCGGUGAAGUCACAAAGAAAUGAAACUUUCGAUAAAACUCUAAUGAUCUGUAUCGCAAGUGGAGGGUUAAUAGAGGAUUAAUUGAAUAGGUCAUUCGGACGGACAAUCGAACUCCGCGGGAUUCAACGGGAAAAAAGGGAACACGAAGAUUCGAGGCUCGACUUGAAGCUCGGUGAAACGUGUUUCCGCUGGAAUUCACGCUGGACGUGAUUGCCCGACAUUCUGUCGCCCACGGAGGACGAGCCGAAACGCGUGCACCGAGAUUCCGCGGGACAAGAGGCGCGGAAGCGUUCCGGCAGGCGCGAACGAACGAAGAUCGCGAGGUUCGCCGACGAAUCUGUUGCUUCGCAGACGUUGUUUCUGUAAAUACGAGGACGGAAGAGAAUCGGGAAGUGUCUAACAUCGGAUUGUCUUUCGAGACGGCAGCGUGGCGCGAUGUACAUAAUCGUAGGCGUGUAAAUUACGUAGUCGUCGUAGCGAUUAAGGACGUGUACAUAUUUGAUAUUUCUAACAUAGGAUCCGAAGACUGACCGGUGCUUGUACCAACCGACCAAAGAAACACGCCCUUGUUGGAAUAGAGACAAACGAGAGAAACGGAGAGAGAGAGAGAGAGAGAGAGAGAGAGAGAGAGAGAGAAAGGAGAAAACGGAAGGAAGAAUUACGGGAACGUAAUACAUUGUUAUAUUUUUAUCCGCGCACGUUCGACGCGAUGGACCGACAAGUACGUGUACUUGCAAUACUGUAUAUAAAUGGUAACCUGGUGGUCUCCGUAAACUUAACCACUGAAGUAUUUUAACCCUCUAUAGGCCCCUGUGACUUUCAAGUCACGCAUUAAUAUACUCGGUUAAAUUCAUCUAAUUUUUUCCACAAAAUGAAAUAAUUAACACUAGAACUACCGAGCAGUCAAAAUGGGUUUUGAUUUUUUUGUUCCGCAAUUACUGAUAUAAAGGCAUUGAAUAUUCAAAAUUAUCUUGAAAAUCAAUAGUUUUACUUGACUAAUAUAAUGAAUAUCCGAAGAAACUGAAAAUAAUCUAUUGUUACAAUUUUUAUGGGAAUUAUAUAUUAAUCGUGUUAAAUACACGGUAGUUCUAGUGUUAAACUUUCAUACACAGAGACAUUACGUUGACAUCAUUAUAAUUUCGAAGUUAUGAAAUAUAUUCGUUUUAAUAAGAUUAUUGAGUCUAUUUAAAAUACAUCGUUACUUUGUAUUUACACGUUAUCUAUGAAUUCAUAGUGCACAAAGUUCGUUACAGUCAAAAAUUCGGCCAAUAGUGGGUUAACAGAAACAUCUGAGCGAACCCCUCUGUUUUCUCGGCGCAUAUCCGGUAACGAGGAAGCGGACCGCCAUGUAUAAAACGCCGCGUGUAUACACCGUAAUCUUAUUAUUAUUUAUAUCGAUGUAAAUUAAGCGGGUCUCGCGGCUCGUAGAGGAGGGAUCGUCGCGUUGUACGAUAAACUUAACAUUGUAAGCGAUUGUAAAUAUUGUACAAGUAUUUGCGCGCGCUGCAUACCUAUGCGAGAGAAUAUAGUCAUAUUUUCCUCUGACGAUUCAGCUCAUUGCCAUUCGUUCACCGAUGAUCCUCUUUUUAGGCGGGUCGAACGUUCGCCGCCGACUCGAACCUGUUGAUCGUAGUUGCAACCGGGUAGAAACGCAGUUUGGUACGAAUCGGUUGAAUUGAAGAUUUCUUUUUGGUUCGAGGAAGAAUUCUCGUUCUCUGAUCGGAUCGGUACGAUCGUUUGAUUUCUCUGUCUGUCACGCGGAGAUAGUUUGCUCUCGAAUCCUGGGGAACUAAACUGAUCAACUUUGUUUCCCGCGGGUUUCUCGAUUUAUCGUAGCGUAUCGGUGUCAUUGAACACUUUUAUCUUAAACACUUGAUCGUAUAACGUUGGUUUGUUAGAGUGCCACUACCAUUUUCCUUUCGAUGCAUCGUCGAGUUUCCUUGCUUAGAAUUUCUGUGGAGUUGAUCGGAUUGGCUUCUGCAACGCUCGAUUACCAUUGUUUUUAUAGAGGAACUGGUCGAAUCUCUUAUUCUGUUUAAUAAAACCAUGAUAUUUAAAGAAACGAGUGACGAUUAUUUUCAUUGGGACUCAUUCAUUCCGCUGUGCAGUGAAUUGUUCGUUCGCUCGCUAUUAAUGCAUUGCGUACCGGCUGAUCUUCAGAAAACUGAAUUGUGAUGGCAAUAUUCACCGUCAACUUAUAUCAUACAUAGAAAAACUCAGAUAUAUUAUGUAAUAUAUUUUAAAUAGAUAAUCAAUUCGAAUCAGAUUUUAUACUUUUUACAAUGCUCUGGUAAUUAGAUAAGUUGCAUAGCUAAGUGUCUUUGUAUGAAAACGAGAUUUCUCGUUGCCAGUGCGCAAUGCGUUAACUCGGCCGGCGGGUACCAGUCAGAAAUCAUUCCGAGCAAUUUCACGGCGAAUAGAUUUUCAAUGGCCCGUUAAUGUUUGCACCUUGAAUACCUGCGCGCGGGCUAUUCAACCGUCGCCCCUUCACAGGUGGCGGGAUGCCUCUUUUCAUUGCGGGGAUUCCCCAUUACCUCUAAUUUGCUCUGCCGCAGGUACCGGCCGAGGACAAGAUAACGCUACCGAAAGCACGCUGCAUUUCGGUGCCCAUUGAAUUACGAAUGUUAAGCCAAAACAUAUGGGCUCGGGGGAAGUGCACCCUGCAAGACCCGUUUCUUAAUUUACAUUCCGCCCGGAUUCUCUUUAUCCCUACUCGAAAUAUUUACUUUCACACGCAAACUGAUAGAAGUUCUGAAUCCUAGAAAAUACAAUUCGAACGUUACCGUUCACUCGUUUUAACACUAGAACUACCAAGCACUGAAACUGACUUCUAUAAAUUUCUUUGUAAAACGUAUAACUCUAUUAAGAUUUCAAUUGGCUUAUAUUUCAGUGUAGGUAUCACUAAAUUAGGUUUGAUACUAGAUUUACGGAAGCUUGUUUGACUCAUAUUGAAUUUUAUAAACAUUAUUUGGCAAAUGUUCGGAUGGAUUUUGAUUGAUUCAAUUACGUGAUUAUGGUUCUUAAUAUAUUUUUAAACAUUUGAUUUCUUAGGUCUAACAAUAGAUUAAACUGUACAAUAAAUGUCCGUAAAUCUAGCGUUAACGAUUUCUCAAAGGAUUUGUACCUUUCCAGUAAUUAUAAAAGAAGAAGAGAAAAUAAUUUUUAAUAAAUAGAUUCAACAGAAAACAUCGUUUUUAAUCAGACUUUUGCACGUUGACGCUAUUGCUGGAUCAUGCAUGAUAAUGUUAACAAGUUGAGUGCCGCACGAUUUUGCCGAGAAGAAUGUACAAAAUGAAAAUAACCUAAUAUCAGAUUAUACAAUUGAAAUGCAUUAUCAUUGCAGAUUUAUCUUGUCGAAUGUCGCUACGUUAAGUAGUAUUACUAACAAUACAGAAAAGUUUCGAAAUGAUCAUCGUUUAAUCGAAUAAAUUAUAGUAAUUCAAUUUGAUCGAGAUCACCGGUGACCCCAUGGCAACCAACGUGUUAACAGAGAAAUCUCGUUUUUAUAUAA
Molecule: messenger RNA, 8086 nt
Organism: Nomia melanderi (Alkali bee)
Lineage: Eukaryota; Metazoa; Arthropoda; Insecta; Hymenoptera; Halictidae
Gene: sim
Product: bHLH transcription factor single-minded
Biological process (GO): regulation of transcription by RNA polymerase II
Cellular component (GO): transcription regulator complex; cytoplasm; nucleus
Molecular function (GO): DNA-binding transcription factor activity, RNA polymerase II-specific; RNA polymerase II transcription regulatory region sequence-specific DNA binding; protein dimerization activity
Source: RefSeq, a predicted model, not a curated record